Amoebophrya sp. A120 is the source of this 5521-nucleotide messenger RNA. The record is from the annotation of a GenBank genome assembly. Lineage: Eukaryota; Dinophyceae; Syndiniales; Amoebophryaceae.
AGGUUGUUUUCUACGUGGGGACGAGACGCGCACGGGCGUCACCGGCUGCGCAGUCGCGUAGCAGUGUUUCUUUCCUCCUUGUUGCGGGGAAGAAGAAGAACCGGAGCGGCUUUUUCAUCGAAGAAGCUCCGGAGAAGUGGAUAAUUUCUGCGAGAGCGAAGCGGAACACCAUUUUCGGCUACAAACUACCAGGUUGGUGGUUCCACUACUACGUCCUACUACUACAACGACGUCCUACUACAACUAGUACCCAAAGCAACUACGCAGAAGCUGGAAAAUAUUUUCGGGAGUCACCUUUUGCCGACUGGGGAAAUACGAAAUAACAACAACGGUCGGCACUUCACUGUAGAAGAUUUGGGCCGCCGAAUUAUUCUGACGGCAGUGUCACCGGCAGAAUCAAUUCGUUUUGGAAGCGCACACACAGGAGCAAGCAAGAGGCAAAAAGCAUUAUACAACAGACGCCACCAGCACACAGUUCGCGGCGACGCUUUUUCCGGUGCACUUACUUACUUACUUAUCACGAGAACUACCCCCUGGGGUCGUGCAGCUGUGGAGAGAGCUGCACCGCGACGACUUGUUUCACAAGUAGACAAAGUGCCAGCUAGAUGAACACCGCGACGACCCAACAGCAUGUCGGCGCCGCGCCGCAGCACCAGCACCAUGGGGGCACCAUGAGCUACCAGUCCUGGCCGGAUUACUACGGAAGCAAUGACCAGUCCUGGUACAAUACAGCGGGAAAUGAACAAGUCUGGUGGUACAACCAGAAAGACCACUGGGAUCAUACCGGAACAAAUUUGCCCACCGCGGACAGUCUGGGGGGCGUCAGGUGAGGUUCUUAUAGGGUGCAUGCGUCCAUCGACUAUAAAAACAAAUGUUGAUAGCGUCGUCCUACUCCUAUGAUGUCGUGUCAGGAAUCCUUAUGUAUCCUGCAGGUUUGACUUUGAUUGGCUAUAGUUGCUGAUAAGUACAAGUUUGUUGUACCAUCUAUGGUGUCUACAACUUUUUUCAGAUCAACCAGCGCCAGAAUCUAUCAACAAAAAACAUCCCACAGUGACCCCUCGCAGCAGCAAUCCCGGUGGACGCCGCCCAGCAGCACAACGGGAAGAUGGGAGGACUUUGCAGAAUUGUCGCCUGGGGAGGAGUAUGCAAUGCAAAAGCAUCGAACAUUACAAAGAAAGAAUAAAAGUCGUAAUGCUGACUCAGAAAAUGAAAAUUGGCUUGUCAUGCAAAUACUGUAGCAGUGUGAUAGUACUUUUGCACAGGAUAAGUGGCCGCCGAUCAUUCGAAUGACGUACGACGCUGACUUGCCCGUGUUCGCCACGGCGCAUAACAAACGACGGGGAAAGCACAUGUAAAAAAAUUGACGUCAUCAAGAAAGAGGUCAUGUUACAGAGAAAAAGAAUCAGUACUAUCUACAGGAAGAUAUUAAUUUGGUAUCUUUCAGUGGCUCAACAUCGUGCUAUCAUUCAGCAAAAUCUGUCUGCAGCCCGCGCCGCGCCGCCCAUGCUCGCUGAGUAGCGUUGCUUUGCUACUGUGUUCGCUCGCAGUAAAUGUGCACAAGAACUUUAUCAUUUUUUGUGCAGUUUAUUGCGAAAGCCGAACGUAAAAAGAAGAAGUACCACGCGCCGCGCCCUGGCCUCUGCCGCCCGUGUUCGAUCACAUCGACAUCAUCACGAGCGACUUCUUCUUUAUCACUCCGUGGCUACAACUUUUGCUGCGUUCCACCUCUUCCUUCAGGUUUGCCAUGGGUUCCUACUUGAUGCGGGAGGAGAACAAGCUGCAAGUAAUUGAGGAGAACAUGGAGUCCGGUUCCUUUCACAAGGUCGCGGAGGCGGAUGUGGCGUUUCCGGUCACGAAGCUGAUGUGGGAACAGGAUCUCCUGGCCGGCACGGGACAGACUCUCCGCCUUUGGCGGUACUACCCGGGGGACCAGGAACAGCAGGGCCAGUUGAAGGAGGUGGCGGUGCUGAACCAGGCGAGGACGCAAAUGACGCAACUGGAACUGCCGCCGCUGACCAGCUUCCAUUGGUGCCCGGUAUUAUAGAGAAUCCAAAGAAAAAGAUAUUGACCGGGCUGCUGAGUUGUACUAUGUUUUGUGACAGAUCAAGAUUUGUUCUUUUGUUUCAGGUAUGAUCUUCGCGCCAGCAAAAUAAUGUAACGGGAGAUCAACAUCAAGUGCAAUCUAUCACAGCAAAACCGGCACAAAUUGGGAACUUCCAGCGUGGACACGACGUGCACGAUCUGGAACCUGGAAAAGCAGAAGAUCGAAACCCAACUGAUCGCCCACGACCGCGCGGUCUACGACAUUGCCUUCUCGCCGACGCUUGAUAACUUAUUCUCGUCCGUCGGCGCGGACGGGUCCGUGCGGUUGUUUGAUCAGAAAAAUUUAGAUCAUUCCACCAUCAUCUACGAGUCUUCCGCCCCGUUGCUGCGGCUCGCCUGGAACGAAUUCGACACGAACCUGAUGGCAGCCGUGGUCGCUCAGGUAGGGUUUUAGGAGUUUGCGGGGAGAAGAAUUCUUUUUUUCUGUUCUCCUUGCGAAUGUACAUGUAUGUUGGAUUAUUUGCGGCAUAUCAUUUAUUGCACGACAAGAUCUUCUGCAGCCGCGUGGAGAUAUAAAAAUUGUGUACAAUAAUAAUUAAAACAGGACGGCGUUGGCGUGAUCGUGCUGGACAUUCGGAAGCCCUCUAUGGCCUUAACCCACAUGCCCAACACACCUGCGAACUCGAUUGCUUGGAUGGACCGGGCGCAUCUGCUGGUUGGCUCGAAUGACGGACUGGUGUCGGUGUUUGACGUGCGGCCACAAUUUUUGGUCGAUCCGAAUAGUUUCAGCCUGAAUAGUAGUACAAAUCCAGGCGGGACGUCAAGUACUGGACCAGUGCUCCAGCCGGGGAUGACAGGAACUACAGGAAAUACCGCCGGCGCAGUGGAUGCUGCAGCGGUCGCGGCACAAGCGCAAGCUCAGGCACAGCAGCAGCAAAACGCUCUCAUGAACACGCGAGCGCGUAACGUUCUGGAGUACGACGCGGGCGCAAACAAACCCAUCGCACACAUCAGCUACUUCGAGAAGCAAAACCUCGCCUGCAUCGGGGCGGCGGACGGAGUUGAAUUAGUCGGGUUGCCGCCGAUUUCCGCUUCCCCGACAAGUAGCUUUGGGGGCGGAAUCUGUAAUCCAUACGGGUAGAAGUAGAACUACGUUUAUGUCGAAGUUUUCUAUUGCUUGUGCUGAGGGGGCAACCAAGCGAUGCUUUCUCAACUGGUUGUUGCCGGUUUGCUUGGGUUACUUUUGAUUUGUCACGAUCUCUAUCCAUGCACUUUUUCCUGAAGCUGCUUUUUUUGCGAGCUCGCUGCCUUGGCACUAUCGAUUCAUUAGAAGUUUCCGUAUGCUUGAAACAGUUGCCGUGCGUGAGCGCAAUGUCUUGGAAAGCAGUCUUUAUUUCAACAAACUUGCAGGCCGUGAGGGCUGGUAGAAGCAAAUAGCUUGCAGCGUAGCCGUACCAUCCAGCAGUAGCGCCAGCAGGACGUCGUUUUACACCUAUUCAUGAUUAUGAGACUGUAAGAUAAACAGACGACCAGAGCCAAUUUUUGCGGGAACCACGAAUUAUAGCAAACUUCAAGAAGAAUGAGAGCAAUAAGCACGAGGAGCCGAAAGUUUCGAAAAACUGCGGAAUAUCAAAGAGCCCACGUCGUCCACUCGAAAGCGAGAACAAUUAUUUAUAAAAUGGAAAUGCUUAUGAGAAAUUUUACAAGAACCGAUGGAAAGGAGCAGCUUAUCGUUUCAAGGAAUGAAUUCAAGUAAUCCAUGUUGCAGAAUUUUUAAGAAUCGUAUAUCAUGAAGAAGAAUAACAGCAGUAUAAACCACUCUCGCCCGAAGAUAAACUUUAUUUGAAGGUUGCAAGGCUGAGUAAGGAGCCGCAUUUUUCGUACUAUUUUCCGGAACUCGUGCUGGUUUCUAGAGAGGAGUAUCUAGUAAGGCUCUUGCCAUGUGAAGGGGGCUCUCUUCACUGCGAGGGCGAGCGCCAGCGAUGAGUUUUAAGAGUUUUUGAAAAAUUUUCAACGUAGUCAAUUUGGACAGUGACAUAAGGAGUCACUGCUUGAAAAUCCAUUGCUAUAGAAAUCUCUGCAGAAUCGCAGAACCAGAACUGGAUCGUAAACACGGCCAAGAAUUUUAAGUAAUAAGUGAAAUUUGUAGAACCACUUUCAAACAGGAAAAAAUGCCCUAAUCUCUCAAUAGAGAAGCUAAGUUCAUCUCUUGUAAAAGUCUUAUUUUAUGAGGCGCUUGCGGUAUUAAAAGAGGCGGAUAGAGUUUACUAGGAAAAAAUCCGUGGGCAGACCCAGACGGGCACAUCAAGUUUUUUUUUCCCUCGUUUGCUACGAACCUGAUACAUUUUUUGAAGUUGUGUUUUUACUGAGGCUACGUGGAGCCUUCGCGAAUGCAUCAAAUCGAACUACAACAACGGCCGGUCGUGAACUAGUUUCAUUAUGUAUCACCUCCACUUGAGCUGGUAAGUAGUGGUGGAGUAGAAAUGUGUAGAAGUGCUUCUCCUGCAACAAGUAGACAAAUAAGAACUGCGCCUUCCGAUGAGAUAGAGCCGUCCUUCUAUCUACUUCAUCGAAGGCGAGCGUCAACCCUUGGUACGCACGACCAAAACCGUGAUGAGCCACCACCACCUAUUACAACUCUCGUUAUAUAUUUGUCAUCAUUUCUGUUGGGAAAAUGAACUGCGCGGGCCGCGGAUAUUAAGCUUGGGACUCAAGUUUGUAAAACUUGUUUCAAGUUUGCAUCGCGCACCUGCAAUGAUUGAACUUUCAGUGGGGAAGGGCUUAUUGGGAGGGACCUUUGCUGGUUCAGAACCGAAAUGAUCAAUGCUUGCCUGCACCUUGCGUGCGCCUUUUGCUUGUUUUGGAGAUGUACUGUGUCCGCGUGGCAAAACGCACGUACAGGUUGCUUGCAAGUGUGUAGUUUUGGGGGGCUUAUUUCCAAGGUGGAAUAAUUUAGAUUUUGACGAAAGAACUACUCACAAAGACUUUAUUUUAACUCUACUCCAAAGCACGAUUUACUUAUUUUGCUUUGUGCCCAGAUGGUAAGUAGUUGCACAGCAAGGGUACGAAAUUUCAAAAGAACUGGCGAUUACUUUGUUUUUGUAAAAAGUUUCAACAGGCAGCUAGUAAAACACGUGUGUCAUGCAACGAACUCUGCGUUUCGAAGUGCCCUAGAGCGAGCCGCAGCGGUGCAUUCGAAAGUGGUAGUCCCGACAGUUUCACUUAUAACUUUUUCAUCAGCAGACGCAGAACUACCUGAUGAAUAAAUAGAUACGGCUCAGCACGAUACGCCCUAGGCACGCGAGAAUCAAGAUCAUCUUAUUUGAAGUCUAUGGAAAAAGCAAGAGAGAAACUCAGUCCUUUUUACCUGAAGUGUUUUGGUGAAAUAGGAAUAGCCGGAAUUUGAAACUACAGGUUUGAAAGAACCAGAUGGAGCACCCUUUUAUUUUCCGUUUCGACCGCAAGUUUUCAGGUGGAU